AAAAAAAGAAAGAUGACAUCCUCGCAAUUGAACAGCCGAGGUGGAGCGAUAGGCUGCGUCCCGGCGCGAUCGCUCUUUGCCAGGGUCAGGGCUUGAAUACAACAACGAGGCUUCGACAAACACCCGAUAGGCCUAUUGGGGGAAAUCGGAAGAAUAGAUUCAUAAAUUAAAAGCAUUAACUGCUACUCUUUCAAAUGCGUUUAUUGUAACACUGAUAGUAGUUGUCAUUGUGUGUAAAAUGCAUUCAUUUAAUUUUAAGAUCUAGCUAUUAUUAUGUAUGACUACGGCUGUGUAAAUAACAUUGAUUUUGUGCGCAAAGAUAUUUGGUUUCAAAGUCAUCAAUGCCAAGAGAUUUGCGUUCCUUAUGCUUUGAUAAAAUUAAAGUUAGAAACCAAAGUCAAAGAUAAAUAGGCCACUAUUGGAGCUGGCAAUUCCACUCAGGCAGUCAGCCUAGUCGAAACGUCUGCUUGAAUUUGAAUAGCUUGAAUACUUCUGUUAUAGAAAUAAUUUUACAAAGUACAUUUUUGAUAGUUGCAUGUCCCUUUCAGAUGAUCAAUAGCCUACUCUUCUUGCUGUAUUUCAAUACUGUCAACAUAGAUCUUCUCGCCUCAACCAUCAACAGGGCUAUUAAAUAAUAUGCCAACGGUUCACUGUCGAAUCGCCAUCAGGUUACUUAGCUGACUUUAUACUCUUCAUCGCUUUGGUGCAAAAUGGAUGCUGCUUGGAGCAAUUUUCUCUUCCAGGUAAGUUUUAAUUGACAUUCUUUCUAGUCGUGUGUGCGCUUUUCUGAAGAACGGCUUUAGAAUAUUUUCUUUGUCUGCAGCCCCAGGGCUUGCCCAUUUCAGUUAAACAAAGUAGUGUAUAGUCUAGACAAUGCAGCGAUUUUCUGCUGAUGGCUGUGUUUAUCUCUCCAGACUACUCCCACCCAAAACCAAGUGGAGGGGACCCUCCAAUCAGAACUCUUACCAGUCCAUAUAGCCUCUCCUCAGACCCCUCCCACAGAGCACAUAGCCCAGCCUCCUUCCACGGUGGACACUGCUGCCCUCAAUGAAGAACCCUUACCCGGUGAGAGAAUCAUGGGUUGUGAAAAUACAUAGAAAUACUAUUGCUUUUUCAGUGAAAAUACAUAGAAAUACUAUUGCUUUUUCAGCAGUUAUCAGCAAUUAAGUUGAAAAGGAGGUAAUGUAGAUUGCUAAACAAGUGGUCUGUUAUCCUGUUAUGAGUAUAAUGUGAUAGUAUUCAUACUAUUAUAUUUUGAAUUGAUAGGGAUGUUAUUAUUAUUAAUGUGCAUAUCCUCUCCCAUUCCCUCUCUUCUUCCUGUCUUCCGUGCUACAGUGAAGACGGUGUCCCGGCCUGCCCGUGUGCCCCACAUCUGUGCAAUAUGCAGCAAGCAGUUCAAGAACAACUACAACCUGCGGCGGCACCAGUCGGUCCACACCGGGGUACGCAUGAAGCGAGCAGGAGCAGGGGAGCAGGAGGAGGGGGCAAAGGAGGGUGGCAAUGGCGCCGGCCCAGCGCAGCUGGUGUCGGGAGGGAGGGCGGAGAGGCACACGAUCCCCCUCUCCCUGCUCCACCUCUCCGUUCCUCCCCCUCUCCCCCCUCCUAGCGUGCUGGCGUCCCAGCAGCCAGCUCUGGGUAGUCAGGAUGGCGGAGAGGUUGCCAUGGCGAGCGUAGUGGCUAGCGUUAACCCCCAUGCUCCUCCUGCUGCUGUUGACAUGGCGGCGGGGGCAACAGUACAGGUGGGUCAGGGUGCUUCUGGAGGUUGUUGUUGUCGUCCGUGAAAAGGAAAAGAAGAAUUUAGGUUCCUCUUGCAUGGUCUUUAUGGAGAUUGUGGAAAAGCCUUAUUUUCAAUAGAGGGAAUUCAGCAUGUUAUGCAAAUGGUCCAGAGAAAUUAUCUAGGUGUAGUGAGCCAUGUGUGUCUGCGUGGUUCGGAAAGACACAGAGAAUCGACAAUAUGAUAUGUCAAUAAUCAACACAGAGGCAUGUGUAAUUGUCAAGUCCGACAAUACAUAAAAAACAAUGUUUGUACUAUAAGCGCGUCUCUUUCUCCUCAUCUCUUCCCCCCCCCCCCCCUCAGCGGCCAUCAAACCCGAACCCUGUGCGGAAGAACCACGCCUGUGAAACAUGCGGGAAGGCCUUCCGAGACGUGUACCACCUAAACCGACACCGUCUCUCCCACUCGGAUGAGAAACCCUUCUCCUGCCCCAUCUGCCAGCAGCGGUUCAAAAGGAAGGACCGCAUGAGCCACCACGUGCGCUCUCACCAAGGCGGUGUGGAGAAACCCUACGUGUGCCCCCACUGUGCCAAGGCUUUCUCCAGGUGAGAGGGUCACGCUAUAGGCCAGAGAGCAGGGUUGUGUUCAUUAGGGCAGGCAAUAGAAAAUGCUUGCAGAUAUUGCCUCGCCAGGCCGCUUUCUUAUGCUUUGUGUCUCAGUGAUACACUGAGCUUAAAGAGACGUUACACUCCAAAAAUCAAAGUUUGUCAGAUGUUUUAGACCUCAAAAGUAGUCGAUAAGUCCACAUUCCGUGCCAUUGGUUGUGUAGAUGCAGCUGUAUGGCUAAACCCAAAAUGAACAAAACAUUUAAGCACCACAAAUCUUAUAUUUUUCAUUCAUAUUGGUUUGUGGCAUAUACAGUGGGGAGAACAAGUAUUUGAUACACUGCCGAUUUUGCAGGUUUUCCUACUUACAAACCAUGUAGAGGUCUGUAAUUUUUAUCAUAGGUACACUUCAACUGUGAGAGACGGAAUUUAAAACAAAAAUCCAGAAAAUCCUAUUGUAUGAUUUUUAAGUAAUUCAUUUGCAUUUUAUUGCAUGACAUAAGUAUUUGAUCACCUACCAACCAGUAAGUAUUCUGGCUCUCACAGACCUGUUAGUUUUUCUUUAAGAAGCCCUCCUGUUCUCCACUCAUUACCUGUAUUAACUGCACCUGUUUGAACUCGUUACCUCUAUAAAAGACACCUGUCCACACACUCAAACAAACAGACUCCAACCUCUCCACAAUGGCCAAGACCAGAGAGCUGUGUAAGGACAUCACGGAUAAAAUUGUAGACCUGCACAAGGCUGGGAUGGGCUACAGGACAAUAGGCAAGCAGCUUGGUGAGAAGGCAACAACUGUUGGCGCAAUUAUUAGAAAAUGGAAGAAGUUCAAGAUGACGGUCAAUCACCCUUGGUCUGGGGCUCCAUGCAAGAUCUCACCUCGUGGGGCAUCAAUGAUCAUGAGGAAGGUGAGGGAUCAGCCCAGAACUACACGGCAGGACCUGGUCAAUGACCUGAAGAGAGCUGGGACCACAGUCUCAAAGAAAACCAUUAGUAACACACUACGCCAUCAUGGAUUAAAAUCCUGCAGCGCACGCAACGUCCUCCUGCUCAAGCCAGCGCAUGUCCAGGCCCGUCUGAAGUUUGCCAAUGACCAUCUGGAUGAUCCAGAGGAGGAAUGGGAGAAGGUCAUGUGGUCUGAUGAGAAAAAAAUAUAGCUUUUUGGUCUAAACUCCACUCGCCGUGUUUGGAGGAAGAAGAAGGAUGAGUACAACCCCAAGAACACCAUCCCAACCGUGAAGCAUGGAGGUGGAAACAUCAUUCUUUGGGGAUGCUUUUCUGCAAAGGGGACAGGACGACUGCACCGUAUUGAGGGGAGGAUGGAUGGGGCCAUGUAUCGCGAGAUCUUGGCCAACAACCUCCUUCCCUCAGUAAGAGCAUUGAAGAUGGGUCGUGGCUGGGUCUUCCAGCAUGACAACGACCCGAAACACACAGCCAGCGCAACUAAGGAGUGGCUCCGUAAGAAGCAUCUCAAGGUCCUGGAGGGGCCUAGCCAGUCUCCAGACCUGAACCCAAUAGAACAUAUUUGGAGGGAGCUGAAAGUCCGUAUUGCCCAGCGACAGCCCCGAAACCUGAAGGAUCUGGAGAAGGUCUGUAUGGAGGAGUGGGCCAAAAUCCCUGCUGCAGUGUGUGCAAACCUGGUCAAGACCUACAGGAAACAUAUGAUCUCUGUAAUUGCAAACAAAGGUUUCUGUACCAAAUAUUAAGUUCUGCUUUUCUGAUGUAUCAAAUACUUAUGUCAUGCAAUAAAAUGCAAAUGAAUUACUUAAAAAUCAUACAAUGUGAUUUUCUGGAUUUUUCUUUUAGAUUCCGUCUCUCACAGUUGAAGUGUACCUAUGAUAAAAAAUUACAGAUCUCUACAUGCUUUGUAAGUAGGAAAACCUGCAAAAUCGGCAGUGUAUCAAAUACUUGUUCUCCCCACUGUAGCUGUAUCUACACAACACAUGACCUGGGACUUGAACCUAUCUCAAAAGUUUGAAUUUGGAAGUUCACAUUUUCUGUUGGAGAAAGUGUAUAACAAGGUAUUGUGGUCUCACCCCUUUCUGUCUCACUUCUUUCAGGCCCGACCAUCUCAACAGUCACGUCAGACAAGUCCACUCUUCUGAACGACCCUUCAAGUGUCCGGUAGUUGAUGUUUGUGCUACAGUCAUUGUUAGCCAUGGUUUUGCUUCUCUGUACCUUAAAUCCUUCGUACCAUAACUAUCCAUUGUAAUAAAAUCGGGGUUGGGAUCAAUUCCAUUUAAAUUCAGUCAAUUCAGGAAGUAAACUGAAAUUCCAAUUUUUUUAGUUUACUUCCUGAAUUGACUGAAUUGAAAUGGAAUUUACCCCAACCCUGAAUUAAUAAAAUGAACGUUUGUUUUGCUAUUAACCCUUAGUCUACAAUUUCCGCUCCCCCGUGGAAAUCAAUUCACAUAAUACAAAAAUCCCCAUCAAAAUCCGUCUGUUUAAGCUAAAGAUACCUGUUUUUUUGCAUGGGCUGCGUCUCAAUCCACCACUUCCGCUGAUAUCGCCCUUCCGCAUCUGCGGUGGUGGCAGAGCUAGAGUGGUGUUUGUCAGACUAUGAGACAUCCCGAAAAUUGGUCUGUAGCGUCUAAACGGUUUGGCCUACAAUGUAUUAUGACUACUCUAUUGAAAGAUGAGACUCUCACGAACACGAUGGUGUUCCCCGUUUUGCUCUAGGAUGCCCACAAGCCUCACAAGACUCGUCUGAAGGUCCCCGGUACCAGUAAAAAAAAAAACAUGGAAGUACAUUGCAUUCAGAAAGUAUUCAGACCCCUUCACCUUUUCCACAUUUUGUUACAUUACAGCCUUGUUCUAAAAUACACACAAUACCCCAUAAUGAUAAAGCAAAAACAGGUUUUUAGAAAUGUUUAAAAAAAGAAACUGAUAUCACAGUAACAUUAGUAUUCAGACCAUUUACUCAGUACUUUGUUGAAGCACCUUUGGCAGCGAUUACAGCCUCGAGUCUUCUUGGGUAUGACGCUACAAGCUUCGCACACCUGUAUUUGGGGAGUUUCUCCCAUUCUUCUCUGCAGAUUUUCUCAGGCUCUGUCAGGUUGGAUGGGGAGCGUCGAUGCACAGCUAUUUUCAGGUCUCUCCAGAGAUGUUCGAUCGGGUUCAAGUCCGGGCUCUGGCUGGGUCACUCAAGGACAUUCAGAGACUUGUCCCGAAGCCACUCCUGCGUUGUCUUGGCUGUGUGCUUUGGGUCAUUGUCCUGUUGGAAGGUGAACCUUCGCCCCAGUCUGAGGUCCUGAGCGGUCUGGAGCAGGUUCAUCAAGGAUCUCUCUGUACUUUGCCUCGAUCCUGACUAGUCUCCCUGCCGCUGAAAAACAUUCCCACAGCAUGCGUGCCUUUUACUGAGGAGUGGCUUCUGUCUGGCCACUCUACCAUAAAGGCCUAAUUGGUGGAGUGCUGCAGAGAUGGUUGUCCUUCUUGAAGGUUCUCCCAUCUCCACAGAGGAACUCUGGAGCUCUGUCAGAGUGACCAUCGGGAUCUUGGUCACCUGCCUGACCAAGGCCCUUCUCCCCCGAUUGCUCAGUUUGGCCGGGCGGCCAGCUUUAGGAAGAGUCUUGGUGGUUCCAAACUUCUUCCAUUUAAGAAUGAUGGAGGCCACUGUGUUCUUGGGGACCUUCAAUGCUACAGACAUUUUUUGGUACCCUUCCCAAGAUCUGUGCCUCGAUCACACAAUCCUGUCUUGGAGCUCUACGAACAAUUCAUUCGACCUCGUGGCUUGGUUUUUGCUCUUACAUGCGCUGUCAGCUGUGGGACCUUUAUAUAGACAGGUGUGUGCCUUUCCAAAUCAUGUUCAAUCAAUUUAACAGUGGACUCCAAUCAAGUUAUAGAAACAUCUCAAGGAUGAUCAAUGGAAACAGGAUGCACCUGAGCUCAAUUUCGAGUUUCAUAGCAAAGGUUCUGAAUACUUAUGUAAAUAAGGUAUUUCUGUUUUUUAUUUAUAAUACAUUUGCAAAAUAAAUGUGCAAACAUUUCUUAAAACGUAUUUUCGCUCUGUCAUUAUGGGGUAUUGUGUGUAGAUUGAUGAUGGAAAAUAAUAAUUUGAUCCAUUUUAGAAUAAGGCUGUAACAUAAUACUUUCCGAAUGCACUGUAUAUCUGGAGAUAGUUUAGUGCCUAAAGUAAGGGGAUAAAUAUAUGUAAAAAAAUAAAAAUAGUUUCCUGAUCUUCCUUAUAUCUCUCAGAUAUAGGACAGACACUUCAGAACAAACUUCCUUUUAUAUUUUUAUAUCUGUUGUUCCAUGUAGUGAAUCUGUUAUUCAAUGCUAAUAGCAGUAAUGCCAAAUUCAUCCAAUAAUGUUUUUAUAUAUAUUUUUGGAUACCUUAAGGGGUCUUAAAAUUCUAAAUCAAAUAGCUAAAUGAUCCUUGGUAUGACCAUCUUUCUCUGUAUCUUUAUUGAUAACCAAUUUUUACUCAUCACUCUUGAUGUGUUUAGACGUGCGAAUCCAGCUUCGCCACGAGGGACCGGCUACGUGCCCAUAUGAUCCGCCACGAGGAGAAGGUCCCGUGCCACAUUUGCGGCAAGCUCCUGUCAGCCGCCUACAUCACCGAUCACAUGAGGGUGCACAACCAAUCGCAGCACCACGCCUGCCAUCUCUGUAACCGCAGUGAGUGUCUGUCAACACCCCAUAUUGUUUGAUGGGUAACACAGAAAGGGUUCAUGAAUAGUUUAUAAGACGCUAACAAACGUUUCGAGUUCAUAAGUGGUUUAUAAGAUCUAAAUAAACAUUCAAAGUUUAUAAAUGGUUUAUUUGGAGUUAAUAAACAUUUGUCAACUACCGAGACAAGUCCUGGCACACACACACACUUGGUAAAUAAUCAGUAAACAAUUAAAGGGCAAUCUGCAGUUGCUACUUCCAUUUUUGGACAUAUACACUGAACAAAAAUAUAAACGCAACAUGUAAAGUGUUGGUCCCAUGUUUCAUGAGCUGAAAUAAAAAAUCCCAGAAAUGUUCCGUACACACAAAAAUAUUAUUUCUCUCAAAUGUUGUGCAAAAUAUGUUUAUAUCCCUGUUAGUGAGCAUUUCUCCUUUGCCAAGAUAAUCUUUAGUCAUACCACAGAUUCUCAAUUGGAUUGAGGUCUGGGCUUUGACUAGGCCAUUCCAAGAUAUUUAAAUGUUUCCCCUUAAACCACUCAAGUGUUGCUUUAGCAGUAUAAUUAGGGUCAAUGUCCUGCUGGAAGGUGAACCUCUGUCCCAGUCUCAAAUCUCUGGAAGACUGAAAUAGGUUUCCCUCAAGAAUUUCCCUGUAUUUAGCACCAUCCAUCAUUCCUUCAAUUCUGACCAGUUUCCCAGUCCCUGCCGAUGAAAAACAUCCCCACAGCAUGAUGCUGCCACCACCAUGCUUCACUGUGGGGAUGGUGUUCUCGGGUGAUGAGAGGUGUUGGGUUUGUGCCAGAUAUAGCGUUUUCUUUGAUGGCCAAAAAGCUCAAUUUUAGUCUCAUCUGACCAGAGUACAUUCUUCCAUAUGUUUGGGGAGUCUCCCACAUGGCUUUUGGUGAACACCAAACGUGUUUGCUUAUUUUUUUCUUUAAGCAAUGGCUUUUUUCUGGCCACUCUUCCGUAAAGCCCAGCUCUGUGGAGUGUACGGCUUAAAGUGGUCCUAUGGACAGAUACUCCAAUCUCCGCUGUGGAGCUUUGCAGCUCCUUCAGGGUUGUCUUUGGUCUCUUUGUUGCCUCUCUGAUUAAUGCCCUCCUUGCCUGGUCCGUGAGUUUUGGUGGGCGGCCCUCUCUUGGCAGGUUUGUUGUGGUGCCAUAUUCUUUCCAUUUUUUAAUAAUGGAUUUAAUGGUGCUCCGUGGGAUGUUCAAAGUUUUGGAUAUUUUUUUAUAACCCAACCCUGAUCUGUACUUCUCCACAACUUUGUCCCUAACCUGUUUGGAGAGCUCCUUGGUCUUCAUGGUGCCGCUUGCUUGGUGGUGCCCCUUGCUUAGUGGUGUUGCAGACUCUGGGGCCUUUCAGAACAGAUGUGUAUAUAUAUACUGAGAUCAUGUGACAGAUCAUGUGACACUUAGAUUGCACACAGGUGGACUUUAUUUAACUAAUUAUGUGACUUCUGAAGGUAAUUGGUUGCACCAGAUCUUAUUUAGGCGCUUCAUAGCAAAGGGGGUGAAUACAUAUGCACGCACCACUUUCCCGUUAUACAUUUUUUUGAAUUUUUUGAAACAAGUUAUUUUUUAAAUUUCACUUCACCAAUUUGGACUAUUUUGUGUAUAUCCAUUACAUGAAAUCUAAAUAAAAAUCUGGUUGUAAUGCAACAAAAUAGGAAAAACGCCAAGGGGAUGAAUACUUUUGCAAGGCACUGUAGUUUCUAGAUGUUGGGCCAAAGUAACAGUGUGUUCCCUUCUUUCUGUUCUUCUAUCAGUUCUUUCCCUGAGAGCAAAGUCACAGAACAUCCUAACACAAUAACAAGAAACAAUACGCUACAUGUAGUCACGCAUUUGCAGAGACACAGAGGACACUAAAAAUGUCCACUACACUCCUACUUUUCUCACCAUACAGUGAGGGAAAAAAGUAUUUUAUCCCCUGCUGAUUUUGUACGUUUGCCCACUGACAAAGAAAUGAUCAGUCUAUAAUUUUAAUGGUAGGUUUAUUUGAACAGUGAGAGACAGAAUAACAACAAAAAAUCCAGAAAAACGCAUGUCAAAAAUGUUAUAAAUUGAUUUGCAUUUUAAUGAGGGAAAUAAGUAUUUGACCCCUCUGCAAAACAUGACUUAGUACUUGGUGGCAAACCUUUGUUGGCAAUCACAGAGGUCAGAUGUUUCUUGUAGUUGGCCACCAGGUUUGCACACAUCUCAGGAGGGAUUUUGUUCCACUCCUCUUUGCAGAUCUUCUCCAAGUCAUUAAGGUUUUGAGGCUGACGUUUGGCAACUCGAACCUUCAGCUCCCGCCACAGAUUUUCUAUGGGAUUAAGGUCUGGAGACUGGCUAGGCCACUCCAGGACCUUAAUGUGCUUCUUCUUGAGCCACUCCUUUGUUGCCUUGGCCAUGUGUUUUGGGUCAUUGUCAUGCUGGAAUACCCAUCCAUGACCCAUUUUCAAUGCCCUGGCUGAGGGAAGGAGGUUCUCACCCAAGAUUUGACGGUACAUGGUCCCGUCCAUCGUCCCUUUGAUGCGGUGAAGUUGUCCUGUCCCCUUAGCAGAAAAACACCCCCAAAGCAUAAUGUUUCCACCUCCAUGUUUGACGGUGGGGAGGGUGUUCUUGGGGUCAUAGGCAGCAUUCCUCCUCCUUCAAACACGUUUGAGUUGAUGCCAAAGAGCUCAAUUUUGGUCUCAUCUGACCACAACACUUUCACCCAGUUCUCCUCUGAAUCAUUCAGAUGUUCAUUGGCAAGCUUCAGAUGGCCCUGUAUAUGUGCUUUCUUGAGCAGGGGGACCUUGCGGGCGCUGCAGAAUUUCAGUCCUUCACGGUGUAGUGUGUUACCAAUUGUUUUCUUGGUGACUAUGGUCCCAGCUGCCUUGAGAUCAUUGACAGGAUACUCCCGUGUAGUUCUGGGCUGAUUCCUCACCGUUCUCAUGAACAUUGCAACUCCACGAGGUGAGAUCUUGCAUGGAGCCCCAGGCCGAGGGAGAUUGACAGUUCUUUUGUGUUUCUUCCAUUUGCGAAUAAUCGCACCAACUGUUGUCACCUUCUCACCAAGCUGCUUGGCGAUGGUUUUGUAGCCCAUUCCAGCCUUGUGUAGGUCUACAAUCUUGUCCCUGACAUCCUUGGAGAGCUCUUUGGUCUUGGCCAUGGUGGAGAGUUUGGAAUCUGAUUGAUUGAUUUAUUCUGUGGACAGGUGUCUUUUAUACAGGUAACAAACUGAGAUUAGGAGCACUCCCUUUAAGAGUGUGCUCCUAAUCUCAGCUCGUUACCUGUAUAAAAGACACCUGGGAGCCAGAAAUCUUUCUGAUUGAGAGGGGGUCAAAUACUUAUUUCCCUCAUUAAAAUGUAAAUCAAUUUAUAACAUUUUUGACAUGUGUUUUUCUGGAUUUUUUUGUUGUUAUUCUGUCUCUCACUGUUCAAAUAACCCUACCAUUAAAAUUAUAGACUGAUCAUGUCUUUGUCAGUGGGCAAACGUACAAAAUCAGCAGGGGAUCAAAUACUUUUUUCCCGCACUGUAUGUGAUAACAAAAAUUCAUGUUACUUCUUAACAUACAUUCAGUCUAUCAACAGGAGUGCAUUUAGUAAAUAUUGAUUAUCACAUACAAGAGGCAUAACAAUAGAAAAAAAUCCAUCUUCAUAUUUGAUCCUUAUUCCAUUACCCUCUACAUUUAUAAGGUUGCUGUUGUUUAACAACCUAACUUAAAACCUUCAGGUACAUAAUCAAACAUUGAUACUAACUUAUUAUUGCAUAUUAUCAUACAUUAUAGGGGGAAAGGGGAUUUCCUGGAGAGACAGCAAGUUAUCAGUAUCACCUUCUUUAGUAGCUGUGAAAGCGAUAGUUGCUGAGACUUGAGUUGCCAGGGAAAAACAAAUGGCCUUAAAGAUUCCAGCUAUCACCCACUGAGCUAUCUGGGAGCCCCAAGCUCCAAAGAGGCCUUUCAGCCAACCAGUAAACACCCACUCUGAUUCCCCAGAAUGAGACUUUGCAACAGUGGCAAUGUAGUUAGCAAGAUCAGUCACAUUUGAUGACACAUCUGUGACAAAAGUGCAGCAUUCGUCGCCAAUGAGUGCACAGCCAAUAAGUAGUCAAGUGCCUCCCUGUUUUGCAGGGCCACCUGGCGGAGUGCUUUCACUCCCUCAUUCAGAGCAACCAAGGCAUCUCAAGUAGCAUUCCCCAUUUUCUCAACUUUUAAUAGCCAAAUCUCAAAUUUGAUCUAAGGCAAAACGCCAGCGAAUCCUGGAGAAGAAUGGCUGGCACCACAAACCCAACAGUACACGUCCCUCCCCAAUUAGGUGGUAAACUAUAAUAAGCAAAUCGGCCACAUAACCAAUAGGUACCAUUUGGGGUUCCUUUCAGUGCUAUAGACUUAUUGUAGACAGAAAUUGUAUAACUCACAUUACCUGGUGGUCCUGUAACAGAAUCAUGUACUACAAGAGAACUGGUAUUGCUACCAUUAACCAACAUACAGUGGGGAAAAAAAGUAUUUAGUCAGCCACCAAUUGGGCAAGUUCUCCCACUUAAAAAGAUGAGAGAGGCCUGUAAUUUUCAUCAUAGGUACACGUCAACUAUGACAGACAAAUUGAGGAAAAAAAAUCCAGAAAAUCACAUUGUAGGAUUUUUUAUGAAUUUAUUUGCAAAUUAUGGUGGAAAAUAAGUAUUUGGUCACCUACAAACAAGCAAGAUUUCUGGCUCUCACAGACCUGUAACUUCUUCUUUAAGAGGCUCCUCUGUCCUCCACUCAUUACCUGUAUUAAUGGCACCUGUUUGAACUUGUUAUCAGUAUAAAAGACACCUGUCCACAACAUCAAACAGUCACACUCCAAACUCCACUAUGGCCAAGACCAAAGAGCUGUCAAAGGACACCAGAAACAAAAUUGUAGACCUGCACCAGGCUGGGAAGACUGAAUCUGCAAUAGGUAAGCAGCUUGGUUUGAAGAAAUCAACUGUGGGAGCAAUUAUUAGGAAAUGGAAGACAUACAAGACCACUGAUAAUCUCCCUCGAUCUGGGGCUCCACGCAAGUUCUCACCCCAUGGGGUCAAAAUGAUCACAAGAACGGUGAGCAAAAAUCCCAGAACCACACGGGGGAACCUAGUGAAUGACCUGCAGAGAGCUGGGACCAAAGUAACAAAGCCUACCAUCAGUAACACACUACGCCGCCAGGGACUCAAAUCCUGCAGUGCAGACGUGUCCCCCUGCUUAAGCCAGUACAUGUCCAGGCCCGUCUGAAGUUUGCUAGAGUGCAUUUGGAUGAUCCAGAAGAGGAUUGGGAGAAUGUCAUAUGGUCAGAUGAAACCAAAAUAUAACUUUUUGGUAAAAACUCAACUUGUCGUGUUUGGAGGACAAAGAAUGCUGAGUUGCACCAUACCUAGUGUGAAGCAUGGGGGUGGAAACAUCAUGCUUUGGGGCUGUUUUUCUGCAAAGGGACCAGGACGACUGAUCCGUGUAAAGGAAAGAAUGAAUGGGGCCAUGUAUCGUGAGAUUUUGAGUGAAAACCUCCUUCCAUCAGCAAGGGCAUUGAAGAUGAAACGUGGCUGGGUCUUUCAGCAUGACAAUGUUCCCAACACACCGCCCGGACAACGAAGGAGUGGCUUCGUAAGAAGCAUUUCAAGGUCCUGGAGUGGCCUAGCCAGUCUCCAGAUCUCAACCCCAUUGAAAAUCUUUGGAGGGAGUUGAAAGUCCGUGUUGCCCAGCGACAGCCCCAAAACAUCACUGCUCUAGAGGAGAUCUGCAUGGAGGAAUGGGCCAAAAUACCAGCAACAGUGUGUGAAAACCUUGUGAAGACUUACAGAAAACGUUUGACCUGUGUCAUUGCCAACAAAGGGUAUAUAACAAAGUAUUGAGAAACUUUUGUUAUUGACCAAAUACUUAUUUUCCACCAUAAUUUGCAAAUAAAUUCAUUAAAAAUCCUACUAUGUGAUUUUCUGGAAUUUUAUUUCUCAUUUUGUCUGUCAUAGUUGACGUGUACCUAUGAUGAAAAUUACAGGCCUCUCUCAUCUUUUUAAGUGGGAGAACUUGCACAAUUGGUGGCUGACUAAAUACUUUUUUUCCCCACUGUAGUACAGUUACAAACAUUUUCACCCAAAUGAUUACACCUAUUUCCUCUAAUACACCAGGGGGCUAACAGGGAUCCUACUAUAGGGAUGGGUGGGUCACUGCAAUUGUUUUGUCUAGGAUAUACAGUGCCUUGCAAAAGUAUUAAUCUCCCUUGGCAUUUUUUCCUAUUUUGCUGCAUUACAACCUGUAAUUUAAAUGGACUUUUAUUUGGAUUUCAUGUAAUGGACAUACACAAAAUAGUCCAAAUUGGUGAAGUGAAAAAAAUUACUUGUUUCAAAAAUUUAUAAAAAAUUAAUAACGGAAAAGUGGUGCGUGCAUAUGUAUUCACCCGCUUUGCUAUGAAGCCCCAAAAUAAUAUCUGGUGCAACCAAUUACCUUCAGAAGUCACAUAAUUAGUUAAAUAAAGUCCACCUGUGUGCAAUCUAAGUGUCACAUGAUCUGUCACAUGAUCUCAGUAUAUACAGUUGAAGUCUGAAUUAACAUACACUUAGGUUGGAGUCAUUUAAACUUGUUUUUCAACCACUCCACAAAUUUCUUGUUAACAAACUAUAGUUUUGGCAAGUCAGUUAGGACAUCUACUUUGUGCAUGACACAAGUAAUUUUUCCAACAGUUGUUUACAGAUAGAUUAUUUCACUUAUAAUUCAUUGUAUCACAAUUCCAGUGGGUCAGAAGUUUACAUACAUUAAGUUGACUGUGCCUUUAAACAGCUUGGAAAAUUCCAGAAAAUGAUGCCAUGGCUUUAGAAGCUUCUGAUAGGCUAAUUGAAAUCAUUUGAGUCAAUUGGAGGUGUACCUGUGGAUGUAUUUCAAGUCCUACCUUCAAACUCAGUGCCUCUUUGCUUGUCAUCAUGGGAAAAUCAAAAGAAAUCAGCCAAAAAUGGUAGACCUCCACAAGUUUGGUUCAUCCUUGGGAGCAAUUUCCAAAUGCCUGAAGGUACCACGUUCAUCUGUACAAACAAUAGUACGCAAGUAUAAACACCAUGGGACCACGCAGCCGUCAUACCGGUCAGGAAGGAGACGUGUUCUGUUUCCUAGAGAUUAACGUACUUUGGUGCGAAAUGUGCAAAUCAAUCGCGUGACAAUCCGUGACACAGAGAAGAGCAGUCUCAGUUGAAUGACCAGUCUUGAAACCUGACUGGUUUGGAUCAAGAAGGUCAUUCUGAGAGAGAUAGCAAGAGAGUUGGCUAAAGACGGCACACUCAAUAGUUUUGGAGAGAAAAGAAAGAAGGGAUACUGGUCUGUAGUUGUUGACAUCAGAGGGAUCGAGUGUUGGUUUUUUGAGAAGGGGUGCAACUCUCGCUCUCUUAAAGACGGAAGGGACAUAGCCAGCGGUCAAGGAUGAGUUGAUCAGCGAGGUGAGGUAAGGGAGAAGGUCACCGGAGAUGGUCUGGAGAAGAGAGGAGGGGAUAGGGUCAAGCGGGCAGGUUGUUGGCCGGCCGGCCGUCACAAGUCGCAGGAUUUUAUCUGGAGAGAGAGGGGGGAAAGAAGUCAAAGCAUAGGGUAGGGCAGUGUGAGCAGGACCAACCAGUGUCAUUUGACUUAACAAACGAGUAUCGGAUGUCGUCAACCUUCUUUUCAAAAUGGUUGACGAAGUCAUCCACAGAGAGGGAGGAGGGGGGGAGGAUUCAGCAGGGAGGAGAAUGUGGCAAAGAGCUUCCUAGGGUUAGAGGGAGAUGCUUGGAAUUUAGAGUGGUAGAAAGUGGCCUUAGCAGCAGACACAGAUGAAGAAAAUGUAGAGAGGAGGGAGUGAAAAGAUGCCAGGUCCGCAGGGAGUCUAGUUUUCUUCCAUUUCCGCUCAGCUGCCCGGAGCCCUGUUCUGUGAGCUCGCAAUGAGUCAUCAAGCCACGGAGCUGGAGGGGAGGACCGAGCCGGCCGGGAGGAUAGGGGACAUAGAGAGUCAAAGGAUGCAGAAAGGAAGGAGAGGAGGAUUGAGGAGGCAGAAUCAGGAGAUUGGAGGGAGAAGGAUUGAGCAGAGGGAAGAGAUGAUAGGAUGGAAGAGGAGAGAGUAGCGGGAGAGAGAGAGCGAAGGUUGCGACGGCGCAUUACCAUCUGUGUAGGGGCAGAGUGAGUAGUGGUGGAGGAGAGCGAGAGAGAAAAGGAUACAAAGUAGUGGUCGGAGACAUGGAGGGGAGUUGCAGUGAGAUUAGUAGAACAACAGCAUCUAGUAAAGAUGAGGUCAAGCGUAUUGCCUGCCUUGUGAGUAGGGGGGGACGGUGAGAGGGUGAGGUCAAAAGAGGAGAGGAGUGGAAAGAAGGAGGCAGAGAGAAAUGAGGCAAAUGUAAACAUAGGGAGGUUGAAAUCCCCCAGAACUGUGAGGGGUGAGCCAUCCUUUUUUUUUGGGGGGGGGGGGGGGGGGGUGCUUUGCUGCAGGAGGAACUGGUACACUUCACAAAAUAGAUGGCAUCAUGAGGAAGGAAAAUGAUGUGGAUAUAUUGAAGCAACAUCUCAAGACAUCAGUCAGGAAGUUAAAGCUUGGUCGCAAAUGGGUCUUCCAAAUGGACAAUGACCCCAAGCAUACAUCCAAAGUUGUGGCAAAAUAGCUUAAGGACAACAAAGUCAAGGUAUUGGAGUGGCCAUCACAAAGCCCUGACCUCAAUCCUAUAGAACAGUUGUGGGCAGAACUGAAAAAGCGUGUGCGAGCAAGGAGGCCUACAAACCUGACUCAGUUACACCAGCUCUGUCAGGAGGAUUGGGCCAAAAUUCACCCAACUUAUUGUGGGAAGCUUGUGGAAGGCUACCCGAAACAUUUGACCCAAGUGAAACAAUUUAAAGGCAAUGGUACCAGAUACUAAUUGAGUGUAUGUAAACUUCUGAUCCACUGGGAAUGUGAUGAAAGAAAUAAAAGCUGAAAUUAAUCAUUCUCUCUACUAUUAUUCUGACAUUUCACAUUCUUAAAAUAAAGUGGUGAUCCUAACUGACCUAAGACAGGGAAUUUUUACUAGGAUUAAAUGUCGGAAUUGUGAAAAACAGAGUUUAAAUGUAUUUGGCUAAGGUGUAUGUAAACUUCCGACAUCAACUGUAUACACCUGUUCUGAAAGGCCCCAGAGUCUGCAACAAGGGGCACCAUGAAGAUCAAGGAGCUCUCCAAACAGGUGAGGGACAAAGUUGUGGAGAAGUACCGAUCAGGGUUGGGUAAAAAAAAAAAUAUCAGAAACUUUGAACAUCCCACAGAGCACCAUUAAAUCCAUUAUUUAAAAAAUUGUUAUAUUUGGCACCACAACAAACCUGCCAAGAGAGCGCCGCCCACCAAAACUCACGGAGAAGGCAAGGAGGGCAUUAAUCAGAGAGGCAACAAAGAGACCAAAGAUAACCCUGAAGGAGCUGCAAAGCUCCACAGCAGAGACUGGAGUAUCUGUCCAUAGGACCACUUUAAGCCAUACACUCCACAGAGCUGGGCUUUACAGAAGAGUGGCUAGAAAAAAGCCAUUGCUUAAAGAAGAAAAUAAGCAAACACGUUUGGUGUUCGCCAAAAGGCAUGUGGGAGACUCCCCAAACAUAUGGAAGAAGGUUCUCUGGUCAGAUGAGACUAAAAUUUAUCUUUUUGGCCAUCAAGGAAAAAUGCUAUGUCUGGCUCAAACCCAACACCUCUCAUCACCCCGAGAUGUUUUUCAUCGGCAGGGACUGGUAAACUUGUCAGAAUUGAAGGAAAUAUGGAUGGCUCUAAAUACAGGGAAAUUAUUGAGGGAAACCUGUUUCAGUCUUCCAGAGAUUUGAGACUGGGACAGAGGUUCACCUUCCAGCAGGACUAUGCCCUUAAGCAUACUGCUAAAGCAACACGAGUGGUUUAAGGGGAAACAUUUAAAUGUCUUGGAAUGGCCUUGUCAAAGCCCAGACCUCAAUCAAAUUGAGAAUCUGUGGUAUGACUUAAAGAUUGCUGUACACCAGCGGAACCCAUCCAACUUGAAGGAGCUGGAGCAGUUUUGCCUUGAAGAAUGGGCAACAAUCCCAGUGGCUAGAUGUUCCAAGCUGUUAGAGACAUACCGCAAAAAAUAUUUUGCAUCUUCAAAGUGGUAGGCAUGUUAUGUAAAUCAAAUGAUACAACACCCCAAAAAAUAUAUUUUAGUUCCUGGUUGUAAGGCAACAAAAUAGGACAAAUGCCAAGGGGGGUGAAUAAUUUCGCAAGCCACUGUACAAGGCUGACAGUAACAUUGUACAUCGCAAAAUAAGUCAUAGGGUCAGGAUUCCUUGGGGCGGGGAAGUAGCCAAUGACAGUAUUGAGGACAGUUGAAUAGUUAAGUUCACCCCGAAGGGAACCCCUCCAUAUGGGAGACCCUUACCUGCUCCCACAGGACCCAACUCACAUACCCAACAAGAAGUCUUAUAUGAGUUGACAUUUGCCACCAUUUCAGCUCAAGAGAGGAACAGAUUCCCUCCCUCAUCUUGACCUUUUACUUCUCUUCACCCAUGGGAAGAGAGUCUUAAGAACAUUGUUAAGUGAGACACAGUAUGCUACCAUCUCUUCUUCCAUUCUCUGCGACGUCAACUUGUUUUGAAGAAAUGGCGUGUUAGUCAUUCUCAUGGGUUGCCGUGUCAGCACCUCAUGGGGAGAGAGACCAGUCACUGUGUGGGAUCUGCCUCUAAUGCUCAUCAGUGCCAAUGGAAGCACCUUCACCCAUGUCACGCUUGUUUCACCAAUCAGUUUAAUCAAUUUCGUUUUUAGGGUUUGGUUUGCCCGUUCUACUGCACCCCCAGAUUGAGGAUGAUAGGCACAAUGGGUUCUCAAAUCAAUCUGUAAAGCCUCUGACAGGGAAUGAACAAUCUCAUUCACAAAAUGUUGACCAUUGUCAGAGGAGACUUUUGAUGGUAGACCCCAUGAUCUCUCUCAGAAGAGCCUUUGCCACAGCUGCUGCUGUAGCUCUCCUGCAAGGAAAAGCUUAAAUCCAUUUUGAAAAUAUGUCAACAAUCACCAAACAAUACUUGUUCCCCUCACAAGGGGUCAACUCAAUGAAGUCCAUCAUCAAGUUCUCAAAGGGGCCCUCUGGCCUGGGAUGGGACGCGGGUGAUACUGAAAUGAUUAGUCAUUCAGAUCACACACUUCUUUAAAAAAAAAAUCUGCAAACAGUAAAUCCUACUGUACCCCAAUAUUUCUUUACUAGAUCCACCAUCCCUCCUUUUGACAAAUGGUCUUGACCAUGUGACAAUUUAGCAAGGUAUUGGAAAGUACAACGGGGCAUGGCAGGUCUAUUAGAAUCAUCAAGCCAUACACCCGAGGUGUCCUUGCGACAGUGCUCACCCCACUGCCUUUUCUCAGUCGCAUCAGCUGCUGCCUGCAAAACAACAGCAUCAUUAGGAGAGAAGGGGUUAGUGGGACCAGAAACUGCUGCCAUCUGUAGAAGGGGGAAAACAGAAGAGGAAGCAGCCAGCUUGGCCGCACAGUCAGCUUUAGCUUUCCCUUUAGAAACACUGUCCUUUGUAGAAGUGUGUGAUUGGCACUUAACCACUGCAAUAGAUGAGGGGAGCUGAACGACCGUCAGCAAAGAGGAGACAAGAUCACUGUGAGCAAUAAUUUUUCCAGACUAAGUUAAAAAUCCUCUAUUCUUCCACAACGUGCCAAAAUGGUGCACAACACCAAAUGCAUAUCUACUAUCAGUGUAGAUAUUAACAAAAUACAUGCUCUGGUUAAACCAAUUAACUCUGCUGCCUGAGCAGACAAGUGAGGGGGCAGUCUAGCACUUUCCACAGUUUGAACAGCGGCGACAACAGCAUAGCCUACUAAAGGUUCACCCUUGUCGUUUCGCUGGGCAGAGCCAUCCACAAAACUCAAAGUUCGAAUUCAAAAGAGAAACGUCUUUUAGGUCAAGCCUAGGGCUACAGUCAAUCUCAAUUGUCAAUUCACACUCAUGUUCUUUACCGGCAUCAGCUGUAGGGAGGAGAGUACAUCUCUUCAGUGUAACAUGAGACAUUGUCAGAAGGAUGUUCUGAUAAUCUAGCAAUCUGGCAGGUGUAAGAUGGGGAGUUUAGCACUGUCAGGUCAGUCAUUGUUACAAUAUCAGAACAUGCCAAAACCGCCUCAGUUGCCACAGCAAAAUGCGGAGGCAGGACAGCAUGCCUCGGAUAACAGUGUCUAAACGCUUAGAGAAGUACUCCACAGGCCUAUAGCCAACUCCAUGGUACUGUGUCAAUACAGCAGACAUAAACCCAUGAUUCUCAGAGACAAAAUAAUGGAAUGGUCUGGUGUGGUCAGGCAAACCCAAACAGGGGGUCGACAUUAGAGCCUGCUUUAACUUAAUCAAGGCUAAUUCAGCCUCAGGUGUCCAUUCCACCACUUCAGACAUUGCCUGCCUAAACCUGUUACUAAGCAGCACGAUGUUGCUGUUGGGAGUGGCUGGCUACUGCCAUAAAUACAAUCCUGCAGAGGCUGUACCAUCUCUGCAUCUUUCAACCAUGGGAGACAGUAGCCAGCCACUCCCAACAGCGACAUCGUGCUGCUUUGUAACAGGUUUAGGCAGGGACUUUAUCGCCUCAAGCUUAUCUUUAGAGAGGGCGCGACCCUCAGAAGUAAUGUCAUGACCCAAAUAUUUAACAGAACUUCUACACAACUGCAUCUUAGAGUGGGAAGCUUUAUGACAAUUUUCAGCGAAGAAAACCAACAAUGCCUUAGUAUCUUCGUGACAGAUUUCCUCAGAUGAGGAACAGACCAACAGGUCAUUAACGUAUUGAACCACAGUACUACCUCUAGGGGGAAUAAAACCUUCCAGGUUCCUCGCCAUUUCCUGGGCAAAAAUGGCAGGUGAUUAAAUGUAACCUUGUGGCAUCACCGUCCAAGUCCAUGUUUUCCCAAGAAACGUGAAAGAGAACCAGUCCUGUGACCCAGGGUCAGCAGGGAUGCUGAAGAAUGCUGAAGAAUGCGUUAAAUCUAUAACCAAAAAACAACCGCUCCCUGGGGGAACUUGGGAAAGAAUAGUAACUGUGUUUGGCACCAGGGGUGCUCUUGCGUGAACAGCAUCAUUAACUAUUCUAAGAUCUUACACAAAACAAUAUUCACCAGAUGGCUUCCUAACAGGUAAAAUAGGGGUGUUAUAGGAAGAAUUUGGGCAUGGGAUCAAAGCCCCAUUCUCAUCCAGGGCCUGAUGGAUGGGAAUAAUACCCUUUUCUACUUCUUUGCUAAGAGGGUACUGAGCUUUAUUUGGUCUGUGAUUAUUCUUCGGGACACCUUUCACCGUGGUGGCACCUCUCAUCGUCCCAAUAUUGGUCUUGGAGAUAGCCCAGAGCUGUUCUGGCACUUCAUCCAGCCAUGGUAUUUGGGAGUUAUCUUGAGACACGACUAUCAUAAUUUCAGUAGGAAUAGGUUAUUUCUUUGGUAUCGUUCGAGUAGUAACCCAGAAAGGGGAGAAAAGGGUAGCUGUUGGUGGAGACUCCUUCCCAGGCCACCCAAUCAGUGGCUGUCAUCAGUCUUCCGGCCGCUGUAAAUUCCUCACCGUAGUAUAUUCCAUCAAUUGUCACUUCCACUCUGCUUUUUGCUUUGUCCAUCUUUGUUGAUAUUCAGGGUCUUCUUCACAUGAGGGGACAGCUGCUGUGCAGUGAAGAUGUUCUGGGACCUCCCAUGCACAGUGGUGUGGGAGGUAAGUGAUCUCUCUCAUUGUUCACCUUCCACCUCAGGAUCGUUCAAAUGCCAGGCAUAAGAACACUGGGACACGCACGGGUAUAUCCCGUUUGUAGGAGAACGGAGGGACAAGCCCUCAGCAGUGCAUGCAACAGUCAGAUUAAUCUUGCACAUCAGAUCUCUUCCCAGGAGGUUUACAGGGCAGGCGGAGAAGUACAGAAAUCGAUGUUUCCCACUUAACGUGUAGGGGGUAAGUGAGGCAUUCUUCAAAGGGAAUUCCUGAUGCUCCAACAGUGUGGAGUUUUUAUUUUAGAGGGGAUUACUUUCAGGGCAGAUUGUUUCAACACCGAGAUAGCAGCCCCGGUGUCUCCUAGGAAUGGAAUCUUCUGGCCAACUAUUUCAAUUUCUAUCAGUGGAUUUUCAGUCGAAAAGGUGGUAAGUUUCAGCAUCUGGCAUGCUUCUUGUGGUUCUUCAUCAUCGGAGUCUUCUUCUGUUCCCACCUCAUCCUAUGUUCUUUGCCCACCAAAGGGAUUUCCAACACUUACAUCUUCAGGUGGUCCUGGCCAUUCACCCUGGUCAUCUCCCAUCACCAGGACAGUCCCUUGCAAAAUGUCCUGGUUUGCCACAGUUGUAGCAGCUACAGUCUCUCCCUCCAGAGGCGCCUUGCGCUCCUCACCCUCUGCCUCUUUCCCUUCUUCUACCUCCUCCUCGGCCUCGUCCUUGAACUCCACCUCCACGGUAUUCUCCUCCUCCAGAGAAAAGCUUGUAGUUUAGCACCAGUAUUUGUGUUCUUCGACCUGAUCUGUCUCUCUGCAUGGGUGAUGUGAGGUUUGACAUCAGCAAGGGUCUUUGUCUCCCACCCAAUGGAUAUGGUGGUCACAGCUGUCUUCAGGUCUUGUCGCAGGCCAGUAACCACUGCAUGGCACACAGGCUGCCAUAUGAUUCUUGGUCAGGGGUCAGACCAGAGUCCUGGAGGAAGAUCUUCUCCAUUCGUUCCUGAUAGUCCUCAAAGGUCUCAUCGGCCUUCAUCAUUGUGGAAAGUAUUUUCUAUCAGUCUGUGUGCUUUGUGUAUGUUGUCUUUGCAUUAUUAAACACAGCUGUGAGUUCCUCAACACAGUUGGCUCUGGUUGCAUCACUGUUCCAACAUCCCUUACACUGGUUCCACUUGAAAUUCAAACACUGACGGAGUAUUUCCUCAAUUUCACGGGUGGUGGGGUUAUACAUGGCAAUGAUUGCUCUCACCUCUUCUUCAAACUUCAUAGCAUCUUUCGCAGGGUCAGUCCAUGCUGUCCAAUCUUCUGUCUGGCACAGUACCCCCAUACCAAAUGUCUUUGCCAUCACUUUACUGGGUCCCUUUGGUGCCCACUCUGGGUCUUCAUAUCUACUUUUAAUGUUCCCUUUCCCCAUUAUUACUUUUUAAUUAUACCUUAUCAAUUUACUUUACUCUAACAAUUAUCACACUCAUACCUCAAUCAUUCUGGGAACUAAUUUCCCUUUUUCAGUAAAUGAGUCAAUCAUACAAAAAUCAUUCCACUGCAUCACAUACUAUUCUCUAAAUCCUAAAAUGGAGUUCCCAGAACUUCCAUGUAGUUCCCAGAACUACGUAUGUAUUCCCUGAAUACUUACAGACAGCGUUGCCGACGGGGUCUCUCUACCCCCGCCUAGUCCCCUCUUAGGACUCUGGAUCCUUUUCUAAGCUUCUCAAUACGGUUCUUAUUGUUCAAAAUUCUUUUAAAUUGACUUACUGAAAUUCAGUUGUCAGUCCUUCUAGGUUUCGUAGAUUGUGUUUUCUCCCGGGCAGCCCACAGUGUCGUCUUUGGUCAGACGUCUUUGCACGCCUUCACAUGGAAUGCACCACCAGUGUUCCCUCACAGACCCUCACUGCCGAGCUCCACAGGUAGAAUCAAUCAUCCUGUUUUUGGGACGCCAAAUUGUAGUGGAAACUACCACUAAGGACUCAAGUCAAAGUUAAAUUAACAGAUCUUUAUUAUCACGGCCGGAGAGGUUACAACAAACGUAAUACUCAAAGUACAAGUCUGUCAGAAGCUCUGAAGGGGUGCUCCCGUUCAGCACUCUUUAGACACAUGCACAAACUAGGCGUCUCUGCUCUCAGGAGGCAAUAGGCUGAUCAUGACCUUGCACACACAGUUUCUAGGCGUUGGGCCAAAGUAACAAUGUAUUCCCUUCUUUCUGUUCUUCUAUCAGUCCUUUCCCUGAGAGCAAAGUCACAGAACAUCCUAACACAAUAACAAGAAACAAUACGCUACAUGUAGUCUCGCAUUAGCAGAGACACAGAGGACACAAAAAAUGUCCACUAUAAUAUGAUCAAAUAUAUCUCUUUAUUAUGCGUGGGAAUACUUUGGAACCGAUUUCCUAUAUUAAAAUCACUUGGAGCUGAUUUGCUAGUGUUUUUACAGUCUUAGUCCAACAAUGUUUUUUUUACUCAGAAAACUUUGGGGGCCAAAUUCACCUGCCUGUUGGGGGAACCACGCUAUUAAGCAUUUCCUGUAAAGCCUUGAAAUGACACUAACCGCUAACUGUCUCCAUCUCCUCCAGGCUUCACCACUCUGACCUACCUGCGUGUCCAUGCCCAGAAGCACCAUGGCCAGGAGUGGAAGGAGAGCGCUGGCGUCUUCGGCGGCACAGGCUCCGGCGGUGUCCUAGUGUGCCAGCUGUGCGGGGUGCACUGCAAGACCCCCACCCAGCUGCAGGGCCACAUGGGCACCCACAGCACGGGGGGUCAAGAGGGAUCCCCCGGCCCUGUCACCUCUAGCGGGGCGUCCAGCUCCUCCGUGUCCCUCGGCAACAUGGUGUCCGCCCCGAACGUCUACAUCAGUGGCAACACUGUGGUGAACCUGCUAGUGUCGGAUUGCUCCAGCAUCCAGCCUCAGUCCCACAGUUAG
Messenger RNA from Coregonus sp. 'balchen', 23409 nucleotides. NCBI's taxonomy places the organism in Eukaryota, Metazoa, Chordata, Actinopteri, Salmoniformes, Salmonidae. The record is from the annotation of a GenBank genome assembly.